AUGGCGUCCGCGUCCACGGUCGUCGCGCGCCUCGUGCAGCUGAACGACGGCGGCGCGGAUGACCGCGCGUUCGACAUCCGAGAUAAAGAGCUCACGAUCGGACGGCAAAACGGAUGCGACGUCCACCUGAAGUACGCCGCGAUCUCGCGCAGGCACGCGACGCUCGCGCCGUCGGCGAACGGGAUUCUCCUCAAGAACAUGAGCAAGACUAACCCGGUGAUGCUCAACGGGCUCGGCGUCACGGAGGAUGGCGCGACGCUGGCGCACGGCGACGAGGUGAUCUUCCCUCAGGGCGAAGACGCGCGCCUGGUGUUCCGCGUGGAGAUGCUCUCCGAGAUGAAAAAUCUCUCCCCGGGCAAAAUCCUCGCGAAGGCGUUCUCCCCGGCGAAGGACGCCGCCGCACACAACGCCAACGCCAGCGCGUCGUCCCCCGGGGCGAGGUCCCCGCUCGGGGAGAGGAACGGCGAGGAGAUGGCGCCCUCUCCGAAGAAGGCGGACGCCGCGCCUCGGCCGAGCGCCGCGGUCGCCGCGAGAUCGCCAUCCGCGGCGGCGCCGUCGCCGGCGCGAUUCGGCAAGCCGUCCCCGGCGAAGAAGAGCAAGCUGUCGUCGUCUUCGACUUGUUCUCCAGGGUCCGCCGCGAAGGGCAACAAGAGCCCCGCUGGCGCGACGCCGCACACGAAGGCUGCGCGCGCGCUCGUCGCGACCGCGGUCGCGUCCAUCGUCGACGCGGACGCCGCCGCCGCCGCCAAAUUGAAGGGUUCGAAGUCUCCGGCGAAGGCUAGAUCGCCCGCCCUCAAGUCCCCGACCCCGAAGAAGACCGCCGCCAAGUCGCCGAAAUCUCCGGCCAAGUCCCCCCGCCGCGUCCCUCUGCCCGCGGACUCGACGCCAAAGUCCGCGGGGCCGACGCCGCACACGCGCGCGGCGCGGGACCUCGUCGACGCGGUCGUAGACUCGAUGUGCGCGGAGGAGGCGGAGGCGGCGGACGAGCCGGCGUCGGUGACGAAGCGAUCGCCCGCCGGCGCCGGCGGGGCGAAAAAGUCCCCGGCGAAGUCUCCAAAGUCGCGGCAGCAGCAGCGCGCGGCGUCCAAGUCGCCGAACGGGCCGACGCCGCAUACGAAAGCCGCGAAAGCGCUCGUCUCCGACGCGAUCGACGCGAUCGUGAAGGACGCGGAGGUGCGUUCUAUAUCACACUGGUCCCCAUACGACCGCGCUGGCGUGGUGAACGCCGAUCCUUAA
Messenger RNA from Micromonas pusilla CCMP1545, 1236 nucleotides. RefSeq lists its product as uncharacterized. The transcript has 3 exons. Gene Ontology annotation, molecular function: protein binding. The record is from RefSeq and is a predicted model, not a curated record. Lineage: Eukaryota; Viridiplantae; Chlorophyta; Mamiellophyceae; Mamiellales; Mamiellaceae. The coding region runs from base 1 to 1236 and encodes 411 amino acids.